GUGAGAUGUGUUACCUACUUCGCAGACAUUUGAAGAUUCACCGUGACUCAACUCAACUCAGCUCAACGCAUAGAUCUGUUACCUUCUUCGCUUCAUCAAUGGCUUCUCUCAUCAGAAACCGUUAAAUUUUCUGAUCUGAGAAUUCCGAGUACAGUAGGAGGAAACUAUAAUGGACGUGGAGAGAUCGUCGCUGUGCAACUGCGUUGUCAACUUCCUCUUGGAAGAGAACUACCUUCUCACGGCGUUCGAGCUCCUCCACGAGCUUCUCGAAGACGGCCGCGACCACCACGCCAUCCGCCUCAAGCAGUUCUUCUCCGAUCCCUCCCUCUUCCCUCCCGAUCAAAUCUCCCGCCUCAAUUCUCUCCGAGUGGCAGAUCCUCAAAGUUUGCUGGAAGAGAAAGAAGCAGCAGAGGAGAAGUUAGCUAUUAGUGAUUAUGAAUUGCGUUUGGCUCAAGAAGACAUCUCAAAGCUCAAAACUGAAUUGCAGAAAAAGGCAGAAAGUCAUAAUGGACUGAAUGCUGCGCAGUCAAGAGAUGUUUCACUAAAUGAUGGGCAACAAAUUCAAGAACAAAAGAAAAAUACUUCCUUCAUUGAUUUGGGUCCGUUAAAGGAUAUCGAACGUCAAGAUCUUAAUUGUGCUGUAAAGGAAUACUUGCUUAUGGCUGGAUACCGUCUAACUGCAAUGACAUUUUAUGAAGAGGUUACGGACCAGAACUUGGAUAAUUGGCACAACACACCUGCAUCUGUACCAGAUGCCUUGCGUCAUUAUUAUUAUCAGUAUCUUUCCUCAACUUCAGAGGCUGCUGAGGAAAAAUUUACUUUACUUAGAGAAAAUGAAAUUUUGCUUAAACAAAAUAAGGGGCUGAAUCAAGAAAAGGAGAGUUUGUUGAAGAACAAGGACCAGGCAAAUGCUCAAAUAGGAGCAUUAACUAAAUCCUUGGAGGCAAUGCAGAAAGAUCUUAAAGACAAAGAGAAUAUGGUGCAAGUUUUAAAACAAUCCUUAGAGAACCAGAGAAAGGAUCUCAGUGAUUGCAGAGCUGAGAUUAGUUCACUGAAAAUGCAUAUUGCAGGGUCUGGUUCUGGAAAUAAUAUGGUUGUUGGUGAUGUUAAUAAUAUUCAAUCUCAAUAUUUGGAGAGGUAUGAGGAAGAAAUUAAGAAAUUGAAGAUGGAAGUUGAACAUUUAAAGGAAAAAAAUAUAAGAGCCCCAGAACCCAGCAAUUUGGUUGGUUCUGGAAAUGAAAUUUCACCAACAGAUGAUACAGCGAUAGAGAUUCACGAAGACCGAGGUGCAAUCUCUAACACUGUUGAUGUGGCUUUGGGUGCUGUACAAGAUGAAGCUGCUCAACUACCAGUUGUUCAAAGUAUUAAUGAGUAUGCUGAUAAACAUGAAGAUACAUCGCCUGGGUUACUUAAUCCUGCAAAUAUAAAUAGUGCUUCUGAAAGUAACAAUAAUUUCUCCAAACAAAAUGAUGGGCAACAAGAAGUGGGUAGCAGCUUACCUGUAAAAUCAGAUAGUCUCAAUGAUGAAGCAAUAUCUGAAAAGACAGGAUUAGGAACCAUUCAGAUACUUGCAGAUGCUUUGCCUAAAAUUGUUCCUUAUGUCCUGAUCAAUCAUCGGGAGGAGCUCCUUCCUCUAAUUAUGUGUGCAAUUGAGCGCCACCCAGAUAGCAGCACUCGAGAUUCUUUGACACACACAUUAUUUAAUUUAAUCAAGCGUCCAGAUGAACAACAGAGACGAAUAAUAAUGGAUGCAUGUGUUAGCCUUGCGAAAAAUGUGGGAGAGAUGAGAACAGAAACAGAAUUGCUUCCACAGUGUUGGGAACAAAUCAGUCACAUGUACGAGGAGCGUCGACUGCUUGUUGCUCAAUCAUGUGGAGAGCUUGCAGAAUUUGUACGGCCUGAGAUUCGGGAUUCUCUUAUUUUAUCUAUUGUACAGCAAUUAAUAGAAGAUUCUGCUGUUGUUGUUCGAGAGGCUGCGGCUCGUAAUCUGGCUAUGCUGCUUCCACUUUUCCCAGACAUGGAUAAAUAUUUCAAGGUGGAGGAGUUGAUGUUUCAAUUGGUAUGUGACCCAUCAGGAGUGGUGGUGGAAACUUCUCUCAAGGAAUUGGUUCCUGUAGUUAUAAAGUGGGGAAACAAAUUAGAUCAUGUUUUAAAAGUUUUGCUUUCUCACAUUUUAAGCUCAGCUCAGCGUUGUCCUCCUCUUUCCGGGGUUGAAGGGUCUGCGGAAUCACAUCUCCGUGUCUUGGGUGAAAGAGAGCGCUGGAAUAUAGAUAUUCUUUUAAGAAUGCUGGUGGAAUUGCUUCCUUGGGUAGACCAGAAAGUGAUAGAAACAUGCCCCUUUUCGCACACCACUGAAACUACACAAGCUAUGUUAUCUACCUCAUUGCUUGAAAUGUAUGCUAGGGGGCAAGUUGAAUGGGAUGCAUUUGAAUGGAUGCAUGUUGAAUGCUUUCCUAAUUUGAUAGAGCUGGCUUGCAUGUUACCACAGAAAGAAGAUAAUCUUCGGAGCCGAAUUUCAAAGUUUCUUUUAUCCGUUUCUGAAAGAUUUGGGGAUUCGUACAUGACAUGCAUAAUGCUACCUGUAUUUUUAACAGCCGUUGGGGAUAAUGCUGAUUUGACAUAUUUUCCUAGUUCCAUCCGUUCAAGAAUUAAAGGUUUGAGACCAAGAUCCGCUAUUGUUGAUAGGCUCUCUACGAUGUGUGUCUUACCACUUUUGUUGGCUGGUGUUAUGGGUGCUCGUGGAAAACAAGAACUGUUAGCAGAAUAUUUGAGGAAGCUGCUACUAGAAGAAAACCACAUGGAGAAUCCACCAACAAAGCACACUCCUGAGAUUAUCAAUGCUAUCCGUUUCAUCUGCAUAUACGAAGAAAACCAUGGUUUGAUAUUUACUAUACUGUGGGAAAUGGUUGUUAGCACUAAUUUAAACUUGAAAAUAAAUGCUGCCAAACUGCUUAAAGCUAUUGUCCCGUAUAUUGAUGCAAAGGUUGCUUCAACUCAUGUUUUGCCUGCCCUAAUUACUCUUGGAUCUGAUCAAAACCUGAAUGUGAAGUAUGCAAGUAUAGAUGCAUUUGGUGCUGUGGCUCAACACUUCAAAAAUGAUACGAUUGUUGACAAAAUACGGGUUCAAAUGGAUGCUUUUCUUGAGGAUGGCUCCCAUGAAGCUACUAUUGCUGUUAUUCGUGCAUUGGUGGUGGCAGUGCCACAUACAACAGAAAGACUUAGAGAUUAUCUUUUGUCCAAGAUUUUCCAACUUACAAGUAUGCCAAAUGCAACAAGUGAUUUGAUGCGUAGACGAGAGAGAGUGAAUGCAUUUUGUGAGGCAAUCCGAGCUCUGGAUGCUACAG
Messenger RNA from Arachis ipaensis, 3344 nucleotides. NCBI's taxonomy places the organism in Eukaryota, Viridiplantae, Streptophyta, Magnoliopsida, Fabales, Fabaceae. The record is from RefSeq and is a predicted model, not a curated record.